Messenger RNA from Aplysia californica (California sea hare), 3267 nucleotides. Its product is annotated as transcription factor Sox-14. The transcript has 3 exons. Gene Ontology annotation, molecular function: RNA polymerase II cis-regulatory region sequence-specific DNA binding; DNA-binding transcription factor activity, RNA polymerase II-specific. NCBI's taxonomy places the organism in Eukaryota, Metazoa, Mollusca, Gastropoda, Aplysiida, Aplysiidae. The record is from RefSeq and is a predicted model, not a curated record. Bases 1680 to 2678 code for a protein of 332 amino acids. Gene Ontology annotation, biological process: regulation of DNA-templated transcription; cell differentiation; anatomical structure morphogenesis.
CCUCCCUUCCCUUCUGUCUCUCCGCGCUACGGCGCACACGAUAAUCUAUAAUCACAACGAACCGCAACUCUCCACUCCCAUCGCCAGGUCUCGCAGCCAGUGGGCGGGGUUUGGACGUCUCGGGAGUGCUGCAAACGACCAAUGAACGUCGAGUUGGGUGCCGGUGGAGACAGCUAGCGAGCGCCGACAAAGCCCCGGUAUGCCAAAUCCUCCCGAUGAAUGACAGCUUUGAGAAAACUCAAUAAGAGAGCUGCAGCGGGCACGAUUGGAGGCGUUGAAAGGGCCGCAAGCACACGACUAUUACACCCUACCCUCUCCACCUUGCGAGGCUUUCGGAGCUCGGAUAAAAAGUAAAGUUUCCCGGAGAAGCGGUCAUAGUGUGGCCCGUUCGCUCGUCUAAGAUAGGAGGGCUGUUAUUCUUCGCGUGAAAGACGACAUCAUAACAGCAUUUGGCGGGUGCUCAACUUCUGAAAAGGUGUGGAUUUCUUGUGUCUGAGAGCUCUGCGCGUUUAUGGACUUUGUCGGAAGGAAUUUACUUUGUAACGUUGUAGCCAGUUGAUAACUUGGACAUAGUAGAACAGAAACAUGCACACACAGUUAAUGACCUGCCGGAGACUUUGUGUAUUAUUGCAUACAACAGACAUACAGCUCUGACUGUAAAAAGUGUCUUGUGUUGACUUCAGUGUGUUUUUGGCGUGAUCACCACCAAGGCUUUUGACUUUCGUGUUUUCAUCUGAGAAAAAUUUGCUCGACGGAGAUUGUCUACAGUCUAUUGCAACAAGGGUUGUUGUAGCUCGGAGAAAGUUUCAGUGAACCUGUUCCCGGUCAUACUGGUGUGCCACUGCCCUUUAUGUUUCCGACUGUGCACCAACAAAACAGAACGCGACAAAAGACUUUCAUUGCUGUCUUCGUUCCAAUUCAGUUCGAUGCUGUUAGAUUCUGGAAACAGUAACACGGUAUUCAAACCGAGCUUCGAACUUGACAACACAUCCUAUAUCGGUAGGCCUUUAUUUGUUCAGGACUGCAGAACUAUUGGAAGAUUCCUGGAGUGAGCGCUCUCGCCCAGUUCAUUCUCAAUUUCCCGGCAAUAUUUUCUUCUUUCAGACUUCCGUUGGGAAUUUCUUCGUGACACUGAUCUUCCUUAUCUUGUCCGCGACUGAGAGUCUGAGAGAGUGAUUUCACGUUCCUCUCGUCAGCCUGGGUUGUGUGCUUCUUCCUCUUCAAGUCUCUAUCGGACCUCAUAACGAUCAUCUCCCCGUGAGACGUCAUCGUGGUCAGCCUAGCGGAUAGUGACCCCUACCAGACGCCGUAUCGGAGACGGACACAGUCGUCAAAAGUAAAAGCUGUCUGCUUCAGCUGUCGGUGGCAGCGAGAUACGAGGUCAGAGGUCAAGCGGUGCUGGUGACCACAACUGCUCGACACGCCGUCGGUUGGUGAACUUAUCCCUCCUGUCCCUGUUUGAACCACUCAACUACGUCCUGGACUUGAAUAACGACUACAACUACGACAACAACUACGACUGCUGCAAGGACUCGCACUUAGUUCUGUACCCGUGGAUGCCUAACUUUGUCUCCGUCAGACGUUAUUGACCUCGUCUGCCUUGCCUAAGUCGCAAACCACGCCCUCUUCACAUCACAAGGGAAGCCCCGCCCCCUGCUGUCACCCUGGAUCUGCGCGUCAUGGCGUCCCAUCCAAUCGUUGUGGAGGACAGCCUCCGGUCCCGCGAAAAUAUCAUGACUCCCCAGUCCCUGCCCGAGUUGUCUCCCACUUCUAACCGCAUGACGUCACCCAGCUCUGACGCUGGGCGGAGUCUGAGCCCGCCCUCCGUCAAUGACUCCGCCUCCAACUUGGAUCACGUCAAACGACCGAUGAACGCCUUCAUGGUGUGGUCACGAGGCCAGAGACGCAAGAUGGCGCAGGAGAAUCCCAAGAUGCACAACUCUGAGAUCAGCAAGCGUCUCGGAGCAGAGUGGAAGCUUUUAACAGAAGAGGAGAAAAGGCCCUUCAUUGACGAGGCUAAACGACUCCGCGCCCUACACAUGAAAGAACACCCUGACUACAAAUACAGGCCGCGCAGAAAGCCGAAAUCCUUGAUGAAGAAAGACAAGUACGCCUUUCCCUUACACCCGAUGCUUCCGGGGAUGAACGGCGGCGCUUUAGGACCUAUGGCACACUCGUUCGCCUCCCUCGCCGCCUCUCACCACCAAUCAGAACUGCUGGCUGCCUCUAGCUCCUCCUCCUCGUCCCACUUCGACAAGGCUCGUUCUUUCUUCCCACCCACCUCCUCCUACGCCGGUCUCUACCCACACCUGGAAGCUGCCGCUGCCGCUGCUGCUGCUGCUGCGGCCGCCAACUCUGCCGCCGCGGCCAAACUGGACCCUGCCACGUCAUCGCCCGUCUCGUCCCUGUCCGCCCUACGUCACCACUCAGACACAGCCGGCCUCGGCUCCUCCCCUCUCUACUCGCCCUACCUCAGUGGACACACCCACCCAUCUCUCUCCGCCCUCUCGCCCAGCGCGCACGCCCACGCAGCGGCAGCAGCCGCAGGUUUGAGCCAGUACCUGGUGCCCUACAUGCCGCCCACCUACAUGCCCUCCUCCGCUCAGGACAUGCACCGGCCCCUGGCCUACGUGCUGGUCAAGCCAGAGGACCACUUCCGGCACCCGGCAGUCUUGUGAUUGGGACGUCAUCAAACUCUGUGUAUGCCGCCAUAAUGAAUAAUGACCCUUGUUGGCUUCUUCUUGUAGAGAGUGAACCAGCACGCACACUGCCCCCCCCCCACCCCCACCCCUCUUCCCGGGUCAUAUUGUGAUGAAAAAGUCACCACUGUGUGUGUGGUGUACAGAGCAACAGUUUGCCCACUUCACUGAAAGCAACAAGUAAAUAAAUGAGCUGCACAACACACCGAACAGUCUUGUGAUUGUGACGUAACUAGACGCUGCGGACACGUUUGGUUUGUGAGUCGAUUGUGCUGUAAAACACCUACUCAGACUCACGACUGGUUUGACCCGAGAAUGAACCAGCCCAUGUGACAAUACUCCCAAGCCGGGGAACCGCCACAACCACUCAAGUUCUUACGAAUCUGUCCACAUGUGUCAGCUCAGCUCGUCUGUAUGGCGCUGAAAGCAAUAUUGUCUAAUCCUGCUUGAAUAUGGCUUAUGUGUUACUCAUCUUGCAUCCAGUCAGCUUGUAUAUGUUAUAAGUCUGAACUACAGAUUGUAGAAAACAUUCAGCUAUCUCAAUCUGACCCCCAAAAAAAGAAAGAAA